AUGACCACAGAAAGCAGCACACCAACCGCAACCGUGUCCAGUGAGACACCUGGACCCAGCUCCACGGCGACCGCACAAAGCAGCACAGCGGGCGUCACCACGUCCAGUGAGACAUCUACACCCAGCUCCACAAUGACCACAGAAAGCAGCACACCAACCGCAACCGUGUCCAGUGAGACACCUGGACCCAGCUCCACGGCGACCGCACAAAGCAGCACAGCGGGCGUCACCACGUCCAGUGAGACAUCUACACCCAGCUCCACAAUGACCACAGAAAGUGGUUCAAACCGGCCUGUGAUUCGAACACCUGCUUGGAUUUCGCUACUCAUCAGCGGCACGGCAAGUUCUGUAUUCCGGUGGAAACAAAUUAGUUCAUUAUUGACAAACAAUUCGUUGGCAAAAGGGUUCAUCAAGAAGGUGUUCAUGGAAUAUGCGCAAAAACAAGAUUGGCCUUCGUACUUCACUGAUCCCAACCAAAACUCACGAACAAUCGCUAUUGUCGCUACUGAGGAAAUAAUCGGCGAUGGUUUUGCCAACUCAGUUUGA
Molecule: messenger RNA, 546 nt
Organism: Fasciola hepatica (liver fluke)
Lineage: Eukaryota; Metazoa; Platyhelminthes; Trematoda; Plagiorchiida; Fasciolidae
Source: the annotation of a GenBank genome assembly